Chenopodium quinoa (quinoa) is the source of this 10985-nucleotide messenger RNA. RefSeq lists its product as uncharacterized. The coding region runs from base 853 to 10392 and encodes 3179 amino acids. The record is from RefSeq and is a predicted model, not a curated record. NCBI's taxonomy places the organism in Eukaryota, Viridiplantae, Streptophyta, Magnoliopsida, Caryophyllales, Amaranthaceae. Gene Ontology annotation, cellular component: cytoplasm. The transcript has 26 exons.
AUCGUGGUCGUUUCUUGGGGGAGGGGGGUUGCGAUUUGGGGGUGGUCGGCGAUUUAAAGCUAGUCGUGGUUAUGGCUGCGGUUAUGGUGGGUUCCAGUGGGGCUGGGUUAGGCUGGGGGAGGAGGUGUGUCGAUGAUGAGCUGCGGGUCGGUGGCUGUGCUGGGUGAGGGCGGAGAAUAGGGAGGCGAUGGUGGCGCUGGGUAGUGUUAGGAUUUUUUUUUUUUGGUUUUUUUGACCAAACAACAAGCGACACGUGGCAAUGAGACCCCACUUAACAAAUUCAUGGACGAAAUCUGUAAAGUGGUGGUAAAAUCAAAUUUUCGAAAAAUUUGUUGGUGUUAAAAUAAUUUUUUUUUAUGGGGGUGUUAAAAUCUAAAAUUUCCUAAGACAAAUCCAAAGUCCAAACACAUUAGUCCAAAGUCCAAACACACAUACCACCCUAAAAAUAAUAAAAAGACACGUAAAAAAAAGGAAUAAUAAUAUUGCAAAAAAUCUUAUUAAUAAAAAAGAAAUUGAAAACAAUCGUGCUCCAGUUUUCUUCGUUGUUAUUUGGUUCCUUUUUCUGACAUCUUCUCCCGCUCUCCUCCUUGUCUUCGUUCUGGUUCUCAAUUCUCAUCAAUUUUCUCUCUCAUCAUUUUCACCUUUCAAUCAUUCAAUUCACGAAGAAUUAAAUCCCCAAAUCGAUUAAACUCCAUCUCAGUUAUUUGCAGUAAUUGCCACAAUUUUCUUUAUCCUCAUCCAUUUAUGGAGUUCCAUUACAUAAUCCUCAGUUCUCUUUACUUCUCAGUAAUACUUAAUUGAUUGAUUGUUUUGUAGUUUACAGAGCAUUUCUACUUUCCCAGGUGAUCAACUAUGGGUGUUGGAGAGAAUGGAGAAGGUCCUGCUGUACUGCAGUUGCACAGAUGGGAUCCUUCUCAUAUCCGACCAGAUCUAUCGGAGUAUCAAGAAGCUUUUCUUUCUCCUAUGAGGGAGCUCCUACUAUUGCAUUCAUAUCAAAGUGAAGCUUUGUUGCUCCCUUUAUCAAGAGAUGAUUCCUAUUGCAUAUCCUCUGAAUAUUGUAAAUAUGAAAGUCAAGAGAGUGUAAAUUUGUCAUCUUCGUCAGCUUGUAGACCAGAUUCAUUGGGAGAUAUUCGAAGUAAUCCUGAAUCAGUGGAAGGGGUUUCUAAUGAUGUUUAUUCUGCUAAGAGCAGUAUUUCACAAUCAAAUACUUUCCCUUCUAUAUCUGAUGUAAGUUCGCUGGCUUGGGGCUUGUGUGGAGAUACUUAUAAACAGAACAAGGAAGCACCAUUUAGGGAAUUUCUCAUAGUGGUUGGCAAUUGUGGUGUAAUUUUCCAUGCUUUUCGUCAAAUUAAUGAAACUAAUGCAACACAGUCAUUUGAAGAUGAAAAUAAGCCUGGGAGAUGGGUGGAAUGGGGGCCGGGUAGUGUGUCUCCUUGUGACAAUGAAGCUCUUGGAGAUGUCAGUGUUGCAAGUAGGACUAGUGGAGCUGAAGGAAAUGUGUCUUAUACUGGACAGGAUUCAACAAGCCAUGUCGUGAGUUCCUCAACCUCAAAGAAGUGGCUGCAGUCCUUUUUAAGCUCGUCCAAGGUUAUGGAAUCUGAUGGCACUAUACGGACCUGUUUUCCUGAGAAGUUAGUGCUUCCCUGCUCGGCAACUGUUGUCUCAUUCUUUGUUGAUUUCAGGGAUUCUGUACUCGUGAACUUCUAUUCCAGUACCCGUUCUGUACUAGAUGAAAGCGUACAUGGAGAGAAAAGAGUUCAAAUUCCAUUGGAUCAUACUUCAUUAGAUAGCAUCAAAUCUGUUGCAAAUGUUUCCGCCAGCAGUUCCUACACCUGUUUCAGAGUAUUUUCAAGUUGGUUUCACUACAUGAUUGGGUUUGUUUUGUCUGCUGGGUUUGAUAAUACCAAAAUCAGUUGUGAUUAUAGUUGUGAAAGUCAGGACAUAGUGGUUGUUGUUGGUCUUUUAGACAUAUAUGGGAUUCAGUGGCUGUAUAAUGUUAAGCUUCCCCAAAAGGGUAUAGGCUUGGAACCUGAGUGGGUAGACUUUCAAAUUUCUGACAAGUUUCUCAUUUCUCUUAACAAAUUUGGAUCCAUUCUUCUUCAUGGUGCAGUCACGGGGGAAUAUAUUGCAUAUUUGGAUAUCUUACAUAUACAUGGAGUUAAACCUGAAAAGAAUUUGUCAGAACAAGAAACUUCAUCAAUAGCUAUGAAUAUCGCAGACGGCGAUGUAUUACGAAAUAAGUUUGAGGAUACUCAAGCUUGCAGCGUUGCCUAUAAACGAAGUUUCAGAAGAUUGAUUGUUGCUCCAUAUUCCUGUCAAUUCAGUGUUGUUGACGAAUGUGGCGUACUUUAUAUAAUAUGUGCAAGUGAUCACGUGCCUGAUAAAUAUGUUAUGAUUGACAAGAUACUUCCACAAUACCUGAAGCUUGGUGUUCUGGCCCCAUGGGUUGUUGGUCAUUCUAACAUAAGUCAACAGAAUGUCUUUUGCACUUCUUCAGGCUGUGAGAAGUCAGUUAUAAAGGAUGACUUAGGAAGUGGUCAACAUGUUCAGAACUGGCAUAUUCAGGGGAUGGUCAGUCAAAAUGAUUUGAAUUUGAAUGGCUUCGCUACAAUUUCCCAGCAAAGCAGUCCAACUGUUUCAGAAUCUAGAUGCAAGUGCUGUAUUAGGAAGUUAUUCAUUCCCAUCGCAAGACAUGGUGGGGCAGACAUUAUUUGUUUUUCUUCUUUUGGGGUCACCCGUCUAAUUAGAAGAAAUAGUAUCGAUGAAAGGAGUUGUAUUGUUCAUACCAGUUUGUACAUAGAUUCAAAGUUUUGUGAUGAUAAUUGCGUGAAUGUUGUAAACAGAACACUUGACCUGCAAAGUGAAGCAAAUGUUGUUGAUGAAGAGGCUGUUGGUUGCAUUUUCCAGGGUUCUUUAUAUUUAGUUACAAGGAAAGGAGUCUCUAUAGUUCUUCCCGCUGUCUCAUUGUCAUCUAAUUUCCAUACCAUUGACUCUAUUAGCUACCAUUCGACAAAAACUACUCAAUCGACUGCACUUAACUUACAGAAGUCAUCGAUAUAUGAUAAAUCAAAACAGCUUCGGUCUCCAUGGCAAGUCGCAGUUCUUGAUAGAAUUAUUCUAUAUGAAGGUCCUCAUGAAGCGGAUAGGUUGUGUUUGGAGAAUGGGUGGAAUCUUGGAUUUUCCCGCCUGCGUCGUCUGCAAUUGGCGUUGGCAUACUUUAGAUUUGAAGAGAUGGACCUAGCCUUAGGAAUGCUUGCAGAGGUUGAUAUAGCUGAAGAAGGGAUUUUGUUAUUGAUCUUUGGUGCCAUUUACAUGAUAGUUGACAGAAUUGGAAACGAUGCUGAGGUUUCUGCUGCACUAAGAAUACUGGCAUUAGGAGCUCGUUUCGCAAUCCAGAUGCUUCGUAAAUUUGCCAUUUUGGAACUUACGAAUGAAUGUUCACAACCUCUACUCAUGUCUUCUAAAGAUCAUAGAAAAUUCACAGAUUCUAGAAGGCUACAUGAGAUGGCCUAUUACCUGGAGAUUAUUCGUAAUAUCCAAUGUCAACUUGCUGCAAAAUUCACAAGGCUGGGGAAAGGAUCGUUACAGGUGGAUACCUUGGAAGCACAUCCUGAGGGCCCACAGAACUCACCCGAGGAUCAUUAUCAGCUUUCUUCUGCUACUGAUGAUGUGAUAUUGGAGAAACCAAACAAACAUGAACCUGCUUUACAUGAAAGGGAUGCAAGCUUUAACGAAUCUGAGAAACUUUCAUUAGUGCCUGUUGAACCACUGGGAUCUAAUCGUCUUGUGAAUUCAGAAAUGCCUGAUGAAGAGUCCAUUCUUGUGUCAGGGGCAAUCCCAAGAACAAAACUUUUCCCCAUGGAGAACCCUAAAGAAAUGUUUGCACGUUGGGAGAUGGACAAUUUGGACUUAAGGAAUGUUGUUAAAGAUGCUUUAUUGGCUGGCCGUCUUCCACUGGCAGUUCUUCAGCUCCAUCUUCAUCAAAGAAAAAAAUUUGUUGAUGACAAGAAGCCCAGCGAUACAUUUUCUGAAGUUCGUGAUAUUGGAAAGGCUAUUGCAUAUGAAUUACUCUUAAAGGGUGAGACUACAUUGGCUGUUUCCACACUGCAAAAGCUUGGAGAAGACAUAGAAGCUUGUCUGAAGCAGUUGAUAUUUGGUACAGUGAGCAGAUCACUGCGGAAGCAAAUUGCUGAAGAAGCGAAAAAAGAUGGAUUUCUCGGGUUAGAUGAGCUGGCAAUACUUGACAGAAUAUCAUUGAUUGAGAGGAUUUACCCAUGCAAUAACUUUUGGAAAACAUAUGCGUUCCGAAGAAAGGAAGGCAGUGAAGAUUUACUGCCUACUAAAGCAUCUGGAAAUUAUAGAUUGCAUCUCUUAUUCCCCCCUGUUUUCAGAAAUCUUGUUAUUGAGUGUGGUGACAUUGAUGGAGUAGUUUUAGGUUCAUGGGCAAAUUUUAAUGGUGUUGGCAGCACUGAGAUUGACGACGACAGCAGCCAUGCCGGGUAUUGGGCUGCAGCUGCUGUAUGGUCGUAUGUUUGGGACCAAACAACUAUUGAUCGUAUUUUGCUGGAUCAACCUUUUCUAUUGGGUGUUCAUGUGAUGUGGGAAUCACAGUUGGAAUAUCAUGUAUGCCAUAAUGAUUGGGAGGAAGUAUCUAAACUUUUGUACAUGAUUCCAAGCUCGUUACUAGCUGAACAAAGUCUCCUAAUCAGUCUGGAUAGUUUGCAGUCUUCUUCCUCAUCUAGAUACAGUAUGGAAUUCCCAGAUUAUGGCAGUUAUGCAUGCUCUCCUGACGAAUUAGAUGCAGUUUGUAUCGACAUUCCAAAUGUUAGGAUUUUUAAUUCUUCAGCCACUGGAAUGUGCUCAUCAUGGUUGAGAAUUCUCAUAAGUAAAGAGCUUGCCAAGAGAUUCAUUUUCCUAAAAGAAUAUUGGGAUGGAGCAGGAGAAGUAAUCUUUCUGCUGGCCCAAUGUGGCUUUCUUGAUGGAGAAAAUGGGAUGGCUGCUCAGAAUGGAUCCUUGGACCACUCAGCAAUUUUGGAUCCUGCAAAUGUUGGAGUAUUGCACCCAAAUACUCUACAGGCCUUCCAUAAACUUCUUGUGCAUUAUGCUGCACAAAAUAACUUGCCAUAUUUCCUAGACCUUUAUCUUGAUCAUCACAAGCUGGCCCUGGAUGAUGAGGCUAUCAGUGCAUUACUGGAAGCUACAGGGGAUCAUCAAUGGGCAAAAUGGUUGCUCUUUUCAAGGAUUAAGGGGCAUGAAUAUGAUGCAUCGUUCUUUAAUGCCCGUGCACUUCUAGUGCGUGAUGUAUCCUCUGACAGUAGCCUCCCUGUUUUGGAGGCAAAUGAAAUAAUUUCUACUGUCGAUGAUAUUGCUGAAGCUGGAUGGUUAAUGGCAGCUCUGGCCACAUUAAUGUUUGCUCCCUUGCCUAUACAAAGCUGCCUGAGCAGUGGAAGUGUGAAGAGGAGCAGUAACUCCUUUCAGUGUACAUUGGAAAAUUUGAGGCCAGCCCUCCAAAAGUUCCCUACUCUAUGGCGCACACUUGUGGCAUCCUGUUUAGGACAUGAUACAACUCAGAGCUUCUGGGGUCUUAAAGGGAGGAAUGCUCUAUCAGCAUAUAUCAAGUGGCGGGAUAGUGUCUUUUAUUCAUCUGGACAUGACACAUCACUUCUGCUAAUGCUGCCUUGCUGGUUUCCCACAAGUUUGCGGAGAUUAAUUCAACUUUUUGUUCAGGGUCCACUGGGAUGGCAGUCUAUGACAAGUCUGACAGCUGAAGAAGCUUAUCUGCAGCGUGAUAUAGAAUUUCUUAUGAAUGUCCAGGAAUACUCUGAGAUUAGUGCAAUGUCCUGGGAAGCAGCUAUCCAGAAACAAAUCGAACAAGAAUUGUAUCCUUCUUCAAUAGAGGAAACUGGACUUGCUCUGGAGCAGCACUUGCAUCGUGGACGUGCACUGGCUGCCUUUAACCAACUUCUUGGUUCUAGGGUCCAUCAGCUUAAAUCUGGUGUCGUUGAUAGAGGACAAUCAAAUACAUCGCUUCGUGGGCAAGCAAAUGUCCAGUCAGAUGUGCAAACACUGCUUUCCCCACUGACACAAGACGAAGAAUCUUUUCUUUCCUCGGUUGUGCCCCUGGCUAUAACCCAUUUUCAAGAUCAUGUGCUGGUUUCUUCGUGUGCUUUACUGCUGGAGAUUUGUGGUUUAUCUGCUAGUGUGCUUCGUGUUGAUGUUGCUGCGUUGAGACGAAUACAUUCCUUUUACAGAUCCAAUCAAAUUAUGCAACAGAACCAACUCUUGUCCAACAAUGCUACACUACAUGCUGCUUCUAGCGAAGCAACUGUUGCAGAUUCUGUUGCUCAAGCUCUGGCAGAUUAUUACCUUCACCAGAGUGGAAAUAUAAAUAAACAGGAGGAUGCUCAGAAGCCUGCUACAAAUCAUCUGCCUCCAACUCUAUUGCUUGUGCUUCAGCAUCUGGAGAAGGCUAGCCUUCUAUCAUAUGCUGGUGAGAAAACAUGUGGCUCUUGGCUGUUGAGUGGCGAAGGUGAUGGAAAUGAAUUAAGAUCUCAACAAAAGGCUGCAAGUCAGCACUGGAAUUUAGUUACUCUAUUUUGCCAGAUGCAUCGGAUUCCUUUGAGCACUGUGUACCUUGCUUUCUUAGCAAGAGACAAUGACUGGGUUGGAUUUCUCUCAGAGGCGCAGGUUGGUGGAUAUCCAUUUGAUUUGGUGAUUCAAGUGGCUGCUAAAGAGUUUACUGAUCCACGUCUUAGGACUCACAUAUUGACAGUCUUGAGAGGCAUGCAGUGGAGGAGGAAGAAUGCCUCGCCUUCUAAUUCAGAUUCUCCAAAAGGAAGGAAUGAAUCUUCCCAUCCAGAUCAAACUUUGUUUAUAUCAGCUGAACUUUUUCAAAUAUUAGCUCAAUGUGAAAAACAAAAGGAAUCAGGAAAGUCACUUCUUUUGAAGGCAAAGGAGUUGAGCUGGUCUUUGUUGGCUGUGGUUGCUUCAUGUUUUCCUGAUGUUGCUCCACUAUCUUGCUUAACAGUCUGGCUGGAAAUUACAGCUGCAAGGGAGAUAUGCUCAAGUAGAGAAAAUGAAAUUGCCACUCAGAUAGCAAAUAAUGUUGGAGCUGCUGUAGAGACUUUGAACUCCCUGCCAGCUGGUGAUAGAGUUUCUACUGUCCAUUAUAAUCGGAAAAGUCCAAGGCGUCGACGUCUCAUGAAUGACAUUUCUGAGGACUUUUCUUCUGCCACUGCGAGUUGCACCUCAAAUGAUCAUGCAAAAAUACUUGUUGAAGAGUUGAAGGAAUUAGGAACCAAGGAUGAUGUCAAAUUGGUGAAGAGUUCUGAUGACUGGUCUACAUCUCUGCCUAAACUGGUUGCUGUUCUUUGUCAGCGAAAUCAGUUUUUUCCUUUGCUGAGAGCAUUUGAGAUGUUUCUUCCUUCAUGUCCUUUGUUACCAUUCAUUCGUGCUCUUCAGGCAUUUUCUCAGAUGCGUCUAUCUGAAGCUUCAGUUCAUUUGGGGGUGUUUUCAUCCAGUAAGGAGGAGGCAUCAUGGAUAAGCUCGACUGCUGUGAAAGCUGCUGAUGCUAUUCUUUCAACAUGCCCAUCACCUUAUGAAAAAAGAUGCUUACUACAGCUUCUCGCUUCUUCUGAUUUUGCUGAUGGAGGAUCUGCUGCUGCAUAUUAUCAACGUCUAUACUGGAAAAUUAAUUUAGCAGAGCCUGCGCUUAGGAAGCAUGAGGAUCUUCAAUUAGGAAAUGAGACUUUGGAUGAUGCUUCUCUCUUAACAGCACUUGAAAAUAAUGGUUACUGGGAACAAGCCCGCAGUUGGGCACGUCAAUUGGAGGCCAGUGGCACGCCAUGGAAGUCUGCUGCUCACCAUGUUACUGAAAGACAGGCGGAGUCUAUGGUUGCUGAAUGGAAGGAAUUUCUUUGGGAUGUACCCGAAGAGAGAGUUGCUUUAUGGCGUCAUUGUCAAAAUCUGUUCAUAAGAUAUUCAUUUCCUGCUCUAAAGGCAGGAUUGUUCUUUCUCAAACAUGCAGAGAUGGUGGAGAAAGAACUUCCAUCAAGAGAGCUACAUGCAUUGUUACUUCUUUCUCUACAAUGGUUAAGCGGAAUAAUUACGCAGUCUAACCCUGUAUGUCCUCUUCAUCUCUUGCGGGAAAUUGAAACCAGAAUUUGGCUGCUAGCUGUAGAAUCUGAAGCUCAUAUAAAGGGUGAGCAGGUUUCCAAUUUUACCAGAUCUAGUCAAGAUCAGAUGUCAGGAAAUAGUGCCAACAUCGUGGACCAAACUGCAGAUGUUGUCAUGAAAAUGGAUAGCCACAUAAAUUCAGUGAAAAAUAGAGCUUCUGAGAAAGGAGAUAUCAAAGAAAAUAAUAAUUUGCGUCACAAGAGCUCACUAACCUGGGAUGCUGGCAUAUCAGCUGCAACUGGGAGCACAAAGAUUAAACGGAGGACUAAACCAUAUGGUUCCUCUAGACAGUCCAUGACUGAAAUUGACAGGAGUGCUGAUGUUGAUUCUGAUGCUGAUGGGAGUUCUCUCCCUCCUUUGAACCAUAUAUAUGACUUACAAGAUGAAAAUCUGAGAAUCGAUGCAUCAUUUUCAAGUUGGGAAGAAAGAAUUGGACCAGCAGAACUUGAAAGGGCUGUCCUUUCAUUAUUGGAAUUUGGACAAAUAACUGCUGCCAAGCAACUGCAACAUAAGCUUUCAUCUGGCCAUGUGCCUUUUCAGUUGAAAAUUGUAGAUGCUGCCCUAAAAUUUGCAGAACUGUCAACACCACUGCAGAAGCAUUCCUUGUUAAUGCUGGAUGAGGAUUUACGUUCUCUUAUCCAGUCAUAUAACCUGCCAACUGAAGAUCAUCUCUUUGAUCCACUCCAGGUGCUAGAGAGUUUAUCUGACAUAUUGACUGAAGGUAGUGGACGUGGACUUUGCAAGAGAAUCUCUGCUGUUUUGAAGGCUGCUAAUGUCUUGGGUGUUUCAUUUGCGGAAGCCUUUGAGAAGCAGCCAACUGAUUUGUUACAGUUGCUUUCUCUUAAAGCACAAGAUUCUUUUGACGAAGCAAGACUUCUGGUACAGUCUCAUCCUAUACCAGCUACGAGUAUUGCAAAAAUUUUGGCAGAAUCCUUCUUGAAGGGUUUAUUAGCAGCGCAUCGUGGCGGAUACAUUGAUUCUCAAAAGGAGGAAGGGCCUGCUCCUUUGUUGUGGAGGUUUUCAGACUUUUUGAAGUGGGCUGAUUUGUGUCCCUCAGAACAAGAGAUAGGGCAUGCAUUAAUGCGAUUAGUUAUUACGGGUCAAGAAAUUCCACAUGCCUGUGAGGUUGAACUUCUUAUUCUGUCGCACCACUUCUACCAGUCAUCAGCUUGUCUUGACGGGGUCGAUGUUCUUGUAGCCCUUGCGGCAACAAGGGUUGAGGCUUAUGUUUCUGAGGGUGACUUUUCUUGCUUGGCUCGUCUUAUUACUGGAGUAGGAAACUUCCAUGGACUGAAUUUUAUACUUGGCAUUCUUAUUGAAAAUAAACAACUGGAUCUUCUUCUUCAAAAGUAUUCUGCAGCUGCUGAUGCAAACAGUGCUGUUGCUGAAUCUGUCCGAGGAUUUCGUAUGGCUGUUGUUACAGCACUAAAGCAUUUUAACCCCAACGAUCAUGAUGAUUUAGCCAUGGUUUAUAAACACUUUGACUUGAAGCACGAAACAGCUUCUUUACUUGAGUCACGAGCUGAACAGUCUUAUCAGCGGUGGAUCCUGCGCCCUGACAAGGACCACAAUGAAGAUCUCCUUGAAUCAAUGCACUUUUACAUUGAAGCUGCAGAGGUUCACUCCUCUAUUGAUGCUGGCAAUAAAACGCGUUCUGCUUGUGCCCAGGCUUCCCUCGUAUCCCUUCAAAUUCGUAUGCCUGAUAUCCAGUGGUUGAAUCUGUCUGAGACCAGUGCUCGUAGGUUACUGGUUGAGCAGACACGUUUCCAGGAAGCAUUGAUUGUGGCUGAAGCUUAUAAAAUAAAUCAACCUAGUGAAUGGACACCGGUGUUGUGGACCCAGAUGCUUAAACCAGAAGUUGUAGAGCAAUUUGUGGCUGAAUUUGUGGCUGUGCUUCCUCUCCAGAAUUCUGUGCUCAUUGAAUUGGCUAAAUUUUACAGGGCGGAGAUGGUAGCAAGGGUAGACCAGUCCCAUUUUUCAGUCUGGCUCACAGGAGGAGGUUUACCAGCAGAAUGGGCCAAGUAUUUGGGGAGGUCAUUUCGCUGUUUGCUGAAAAGAACAAGAGAUUUGAGGUUCCGUUUGCAGAUGGCUUCCAUUGCAACUGGGUUUAUCGAUGUGGUUGAUGCAUGUAACAAGACAUUGGACAAGGUUCCUGAAAAUGCUGGACCACUUGUGCUUAGAAAAGGGCACGGUGGGGCAUAUCUCCCAUUGAUGUAGAAGGGAUAAUGAAGGAGAUAGUGAAUUUUAAUGCAGAAGAAAAGUUGGUAAUAAUGUGAUUGUAUUGAUGCAAUAAGCUUGCUUAACGUUUCCGAAAUCCCUGGUUAUCUGUGCUGCAGAAAGGAGUGAAUUCUGUUAGUAUAUGGAAACAAAUGAAGGUGGACAUGGCAAGGAUUGUGAAAAUUUUGUAGAUUAUGUGCGAUGUUGGUUUGCUGUCUUCUAGAGUCCAUAUGGUUUGAAAUCCCAGUUAAUUGGCACAGAAGAAAUCUGUCCCUAGACAUUAGGCAACUUAGUAGUAUACAACUUGAGUGUAGAAUUCUAGAUUCAGGUAAAAAGCUUGUGGAUUUUUUAGGCAAGCAUUGGGUGGAGGCCUGUGUUCAUCAUCUGGAAUGAAUUUUUGUGAGGUAUGCUUCAUCAUUUGGAAUGAAUUUUUGUGAGGUAUGCUGAGUCUCAAAUUUUGUAGGACAAAGGUAUAUCAUUCUUUCGAAAGGAAAUGUAAAUUCUGUAAAUAUCAGUUCUCAAACAAGAGGACAAUUGAGUUAUCCAGUGCAGUUCACAUUUACCGAAUCAAGAAGUGAUUUAAUUCAGAGAUA